This is a messenger RNA of Penicillium roqueforti, 1128 nucleotides long. RefSeq lists its product as uncharacterized. Gene Ontology annotation, molecular function: mRNA binding. Bases 1 to 1128 code for a protein of 375 amino acids. The record is from RefSeq and is a predicted model, not a curated record. Lineage: Eukaryota; Fungi; Ascomycota; Eurotiomycetes; Eurotiales; Aspergillaceae. Gene Ontology annotation, cellular component: cytosol. The transcript is spliced from 4 exons.
AUGUCUGAAGUCGAUACACUUGCUGACUCCGUGGCUGCGACCACUCUGACCGAUAAGCCCGAAAUCAACGGUGCUACCCCUUCCACUCAGGCAGCUGAUGCCGCGGCUGCCAGUGCAGAUGAGGGUCGUCGUCUUUACAUCGGGAAUCUCGCAUACGCGACAACCGAGGACGAGCUUAAGGAGUUCUUCAAGACCUACACUAUUGAGACCACCUCGAUCCCGGUGAACCCCCGCACCAACCGUCCCGUUGGCUAUGCAUUUGUGGAUAUCGCCACCGCCCUUGAAGCUGCUGCUGCUAUCGAGGCCCUUUCUGGCAAGGAGAUUCUUCAGCGCAAGGUGUCCGUGCAGCUUGCCCGCAAGCCCGACAUCGCCGAGCCCAAGGAAGGUGCUGCCAGUGGUGGUGAGGGUGCCGAGGCUCGCAAGCGUGCUGCUGGUCGCGGCCGUGCCCGUGGCCGUGCCCGCGGUCGUGGUGGCCGUACCGGCCGUAGCCGUGCUGCCCAGGAAGGCCAGGAAGCCACCGAGGCCCCUGCCAGCGAGACUCCUCUUGCUGACACCACCAACGAUAAGGAUACUGCCUCCAAGGCUGGUGACGCCCGCGCUGCACGCCCCCAGAAGCAGCGCGGUCCUCCCGAGGAUGGCAUUCCUUCUAAGACUAAGGUCAUGGUUGCCAACCUGCCGUACGACUUGACCGAGGACAAGCUCAAGGAGAUCUUCGCCGCCUACGAGCCCGUCUCUGCCAAGGUCGCCCUGCGUCCUAUCCCCCGUUUCAUGAUCAAGAAGUUGCAGGCUCGCAACGAGCGCCGCAAGACUCGUGGCUUCGGUUUCGUCAACCUUGCCUCCGAGGAGCUCCAGGCCAAGGCCGUCAGCGAGAUGAACGGCAAGGACAUUGAUGGUCGUGUCAUCGCCGUGAAGGUCGCCAUCGACAGCCCGGGUAAGGAAGAUGAUGAUAUUAACGCUGUGGCUGAGACUGAGGAGACUGCUGCUCCUGCUUCUGAUGCUGCCUCUGCUCCUGCUGCUGCUGCUGCUCCUGCUCCUGCUGCUGAUGCUGAUGCAGCUGGUGCGGCUGAUGCUCCCGCUCCUGCUGCUGCCAAGGAGAACACUGCUCCUUCCGUCACCACUGAGGCUUAA